AUGUUUUUUAAUCUGACCAAUGCAUUUAUAGAUUGCAUGAAGCUUUCCGAUUUUAAUAUCACGGAGGGCCUCCAUACACGAUGGUGUCGCUUUAUGAUACAGCGAUAUCUUGGACAAUUUCUCGAGCAAAAUCUUACACUUGAUCAACUUUCUGUAAAAUUAAUCGACGGAGAAUUGUCAAUAAAUGAAGUCAAGAUCAAUUCACAUUAUGUCAAUGAACUCCUGACGUCCAUGAACGUGCCUUUAAGGCUCACAGAUGGUUUUGUUGGAGGCAUGACGAUAAAGGUCCCAUGGUGUGCUCUAACAUCUGAUGCAAGUACAAUGAAAGUCAGACAGUUGGAUUUGACGUUUGAAGCACGAGAUGGCGUGAAACUUGACAACAAAGAUCUCGUUUCUUCAAUGAUCGGCAGUGUUGUUGAGUCCCUUGUGUCCUCCAGUGAAUUGGCUCGAAGUUUUUAUGAAAAUGAAAAAGAAGCCUGUGAAGAGGAAUUUGACACCGAAGCAAAGGACGGAGUAAAAGCAUUCACUAAGGUUAUUGAUGCGAUUGUUUCACGUUUCUGUCUGGAACUAGUCGAUACAACCAUACGACUAGAAAAUCCGCCGAAGCACCUGUCAGACAUGUGCACUGCUAUCGAGAUCCGAAUUAAAGAAGUGCGCUUCAUGGACGAACAAAUGCGAAAUUGCCAGCAAGAAGGUAGAAGCGCUGAGACGAUCACGAGUCAGCCACAAGGGAUGGGAAGCAUUGCAAACCUCAACAAAUUUAUGGAUAUGUCAGGGGUGGAAAUAUUUACCGACGUUUUCACAGAAUUAGAGGAUCAAUAUUCUGAUAAUAAUUCUAGUCAGAUCGUUACGAGUAUGUACAUAAGACGAGAAAAGCAAAAGCAUAAAUCUCCAUCGCUAACUAAUCAAGAGUCGAUAUCUCCUGAACUUUUCACAUCGGCUCUCUCAUCGUCCACUUCCAAUUUCCAUUCAUGUUACUCUAACUUAAAUGCAGGCGAAUCGUUAAAUCUAUCAAUAGGAGAGCCUUUCAGGAUUACAAGAGUAGAUUCUGACCGAGAAUUAAUAUCUACUCCUGUAAAGUUUGCUGAGUUCACUGGAGAAUCUACUCUUGUAAUCCUGAAAGGCUCUCCCAUUGACAGAUUUAACGAUUCGCCUGCAUUUACUGAAACGAUUGAUAUUUCGUCGAAAUCGAUUUCCGAUUAUGAUGCUAUGGCGAAGAACAUUGAAGAGGAAGCGCUCCACAAAACCCGGUUAACUACGUUGGGAAUGCAAGGCACGUGGAGUAGGCGAGAUGAUUUCCACGAGUUUGAUUCUGUAAAUUUGGAAGACAACCGUUCUCUGAGGAAACUAAGUGAAGCAUGUCAUAACUACAACUCUAUAAAAACGGACUCAUCGAAAAAGGAGUGCACAUUGUUGUCGGCGAAGAUUGGAACGAUUCUCGUUUUCAUCCCUCACAAUGACAUAAUGUCUGUGGAAUACGUGAAAACUCUCAGCAAUGGUUGUCACGAAGCGAUAGAUCAACUUGUGGAGGAAUCUGAAGAGUUUUUCGCAAAAGCUGCAAAGGUUUCCCUGAAGCCUAUGAAUCUACACAAUGCAAGAAGUAUGCUUGACAAGUUGUACAGCAAAGAUCAUCUGAGAAUUGUCGGAACCUCUGUUGUCUUCAAUUAUCAGAUGGACAAAAGCAGUACGAGCGAGCAAAUGAAAGCGAAAUUAAUAUUUCCGAAUUUGGAUGUUAUUGAAUAUCUGACGCCGGAAUCUAACCCACGUGAACCACAAAAUCCGCAUAUCCCACUUGUAGAUUUCUCAAAUUACGAGAAUCCUGACCAAGAGCCACAGUUGAAACUGGUAUUUUCUUCUCCUGUUGGUGGCGAAGACUCCAAGGCCUACGUCUACCUGGGGAAGUGCCGAUGUGAGUUGGAUUUGAGUAUAGUGGAUAGGAUUGCGGAUCUUUUUGAGCCACGGCCAUUUUAUGAUUUGCCAUCGUAUAAGCGCUCAAGGUUGGAUAGUAUUGUAAGGAAAGAUGCACUUCAAUUGCGUGACGACCUGUUCGGUAUACCACUUGUUGUUGAACAGCCUAGCAAAUUAAUGGUAGUUUUGAAGUGCCAAGCUAUAGAUUUGAAUUUGAGAAUACCGAUAGCUGACUUGCGCAACCCAAGUGGAUCUCGAUUGCCGUAUCGUCAGCGUCAUGUUCAUCCCGAAUACAUUGGUUUACAUAUUAGUUCGGUGACCGUUGAAAUGCCUAUCGGUGGUGAAAGCACGUUGAUGGAGCUAUUCGCUACGGAGAUAUACGGCAGUUUCUGUGGCGUGUCGGAGAAGUUCUCGUGUUCGGAUGAGGAUCGCCGUUUCCUUUGGGGAGGACAGACAUCAGUGGAUGAACCUGUUCACGUGAAAUUCGAAUAUGAUCCUCGCAACAAGGCUCUCAAGGCUUCCAGCACAAAAAUUCACUACGUGAAUGAUCUGCUUCUUUGGCAACCAGCUGCACCCAGUGUUAGACCAGGUGAUGAUGAAUUCAAAAUCAAUGCACUUAGUGACGACAUGUUCCACGAAUGUGGUGGGGACCCUGUGGAUCGUUAUGAAGAUGAGUGUGAGGAAGAGCGCUUCACAUCGUCGCAGGCGAACGGCUACGAUAAAAACAAAUCUCAUUCACUCAGCCUGUUGUUGAAUGUGAAGAAAGGAACGAUGCUGAUGUGUACAGGCGCUGAUGAGAGUGGCGAUCAAAGUGAUAUGGGUCAAGUGUCGAUUGAGCUGUCGGAUGCGCAACUGUUUACGGUCACAGGGUAUCAUGGACGCAUAAGUGACACCUAUUUCUAUUUCACAACACAUACUGUUGGUGUUGGGCACAAGAAUGCGUGCUCGAUGCCAAGAGUGGUCAAUCAAGCUGAUUUCGGAAAAUGGAGUCGCGAUGAUACGCAGAUGGACUCUGUCCCAUCUACAGAUGAGUUCAGUUCGCAGACCACUGACGAUGCUGUCGGCGUUGCAAUCUAUCUGUGCGAACGACUUGGGCAGAAUAUUAAGGACGUUCUUCUUGCUAUUGCUGUUCGGAACACUUGUGUACAACUGCGGCCGUUUCGUAGUUCCAAAGAAACGUGGAUGUUCCAGUUGGCAGAAUUGUUUGCCUUACAGGACUACCCUAUACCUGGUUAUGAGUUACCAGUGGUUACGACUGAUUUACAUAUCCAUUUGGAUAAUGUGGUCCUGGCUUACGAUCAUGUGUGGACUAACCCUGAAAGCGACAUUCGACUGAGGUUAGUUCUUCGUGAAAGUGAUAUAAGCAGCUCCAUUAUUCAGGAUAUGAACGCUGUGAAGGUAGUGAGCAUAUUCGAAGGUGCCCGACUCUACAUGAGUAAUGCGAAGAAAUCAAAGGAUAAUAUUCUGUCCUCCUUCUUCCCUGUAACUGAGAAUUCUACCAUCACAGCACCAGUUCUUGAAAUUCGCUGCCGAAAUGACAUCAUCAAGGUAUGGGUCUGCGUCGAUUCCUUUGUCGUAUUGCUGAACUUGGCAUCUGAAAUUUCUCGAUCAGAAAAAUUUGCACCACCUGAGCCGAAGGAAGCUUCAGUACGGUCUGUGGAUAGCUGUGAGGACAACGCAAAUUCUGAAUGCGAAGGAUACACAAAAAAGGUGUUCCACUCAAGCUUGCGGAUGCUGAAAGGAGCCAUGCAUCGACUUCUACCAGUCAAGGAAAUUGGUAAUCUUCCGAAACCAGUUGAGAUGAAAAUGAAGCGUAUGCUUGCCUCCGCGAUGCAGGAAGAUUCAUCUUCUGAUGGCUCGUCCGCUGGAAUACCUUGUGGUAGGGAGGCACUUGAAGAGUUCUCACCGAAUUUCUCGCUCAACCAGAACUUGCUUGCGAAAGCGUUAGUGGAUACGGCGCAUUCUGAACGAAAUCGGGCAUACUCUUUGUCAACGGACGAUGAAUUUUGUAUGGUUGAUGAGGAUGUGAUCGGUAGUGGGAUCACUAAUGCCACUGGUGAGCCGAAUAUUAAAUACAUUGGUUCUCGAAACGAUCGGACCACGUCAAAUGCUGGCAUCACGAUAGAUCCGCACCAUUUUCGUGUCCCAAGUGAUUGGCGUGGUGAUGGUUUAGCUGCCUUGCCAACGGAUUUCCCGUCACCAGUUGCCCGAUAUUUACUCCGCGAUAUAUCUGUAAGCAUACAUCUCUUUGGUGGUUCGGAUUUGAGCGAUGAACCUCCAAAAGAGCGUAGCUACAGUACGCCUGAAUAUCGUGAGGGUAAAGGAAAGAACCAAGUGGUUUCACCCGAUGCCCGUGGUGGCAAAUAUCGCGAUCAUUCGGUUUGUGUGGUUCUCGAGUUGAAAAAGAUUACCUGUAUAUUCCAACAGUUCAACAAGGAUGCUCCGCUAAUGUCAAUGAAACUUUUCACGAUCCAUGAUAUAACGCUGUUUGAUAGGUUAACAGCUAGCCAGAUCAAAGAGAUGAUGUAUCAGUAUUCGUCUGCUGAGCAACCUCGAAGAACGUGCGCUCCGAUGUUAGCUGUUCGUAUGGUGGAAUCUCAUAAGAAUGAGGGGAAGCUCAGAGUCUCAAUGCUGCCGGUGAAGUUCAACAUCGAUCAGGAUACAAUGGAAUUUUUGGACGAUUUCUUUCAAGAAGUACGAACACGUGUUGAAAUCCCCACUGGAGUAUCUGCUGCUGUUGCUCCUCGACCUGUUUUGGAAGUGCCAGCAACGAUACGAUCUAGCAGUGAUACGGGUUCUGUGAAAAAUAGCCCUAUCUAUCCGGCGCUUAGUCAAGAUACUCCUUUGAAUAUGGAUGUGCUCAUGCCAGAAGCUGCUCCACCGUCACCGAUAUAUGAUCUGUCGUACUUGGAAAACCGAACUAAGUCUACUUCACCAAUCAAAAGGUCUACGGUUGAUGCCCCAUUGACAGCAUCAGCUGUUUCUAUAGGUAAUCUGUUUGGUACUAAAAGUCGAGCAUCACAGCGUCUAACACCUCUUGGGGAACCUUCAUCACAAGCUGCUAGUCCGGAUUUCAACGAAUCAAGUAGUCCGGAUCUUCUGCAGGCUCCUUCAACAGAUGAUAAGGUGCUGACAGACGAUCUUGCUGGAGACUGGAGCAGCAGUAGCGAAAUCAGAUUCCCGGAUAUGGAUCAUAUUGGUCCGGUAAGCGAAGUGGAUAAAAUGCUAAUGGGAGCUUCAAUGCAUGAUUCGUUCCAUCCGGAUAUGAUGCCAACGGGAGAUGACAAAGCUCGUGAUGAUUUCCUUGUCAGUGAUGAUCUUAUCGAUACCAGCGGCGAAAUCGAUGCCUGUCUAAACGGUGGUGACGGG
This is a messenger RNA of Cooperia oncophora, 5277 nucleotides long. Lineage: Eukaryota; Metazoa; Nematoda; Chromadorea; Rhabditida; Trichostrongylidae. The record is from the annotation of a GenBank genome assembly.